Molecule: messenger RNA, 4977 nt
Organism: Oncorhynchus masou masou (cherry salmon)
Lineage: Eukaryota; Metazoa; Chordata; Actinopteri; Salmoniformes; Salmonidae
Product: podocalyxin-like
Exons: 8
Coding region: 458-1864 (468 amino acids)
Biological process (GO): regulation of microvillus assembly; negative regulation of cell-cell adhesion; cell migration
Cellular component (GO): microvillus membrane; apical plasma membrane
Source: RefSeq, a predicted model, not a curated record
GCCUCGCAUGACAAGCUGGAAUGGGCAGUGCCAUGGGCCUGUGAGUAACAGCUGAACACUUGUAAAGAAGACUGGGGUCUGGACUGGCCACGGGGCUUGCACUUUGAAAGCACAAUACGUUUUCAAGCCACUCCGGGAGAGGGAGCCAGCAACGACAACACAAUCAGCGCAGCCAAGGAGACCGGUUAAAAACUUUCCCCCAAAUUCCCGACUCAGAGAGGGGGAGAAAAGAAGGGGAGAAGCGCCAAACAAAAGCAUUCUUAGCUUUCAGCAAAACAAUAACUUUGGGAAAAUAAUUUACUUCAAAUACAAAUUCAAUGAGAUAGGCGUAACGGAACGCGUCUCCAGCAAGAAUCCGCUACUUUUAUUCAACAUUGUGAAUACUUAAAACCACGGAUUGAGUGCUGCAGCAACACUGAAUGAAACAUAGUUUCUUUAAAAAAAAAACUGAAAAAGAAUGGAAACGAAAAUGCGAAUCACGUGGGCACUUCUUCCACUUGGUUUUCUACUUCACUGUACUCAUGCUGAUCCAGCACAAACAACCUAUAACUCUUCAACUCUCUUCAACACGCCAACUUCAGAGGACAACAUAUCCACAAUCCACACCCCUGUUUCUGAUCCAGCCACCAACUCCACUCAAAAUGACACUUCCGCCGAUGCAGUUACCUCCUCCAGGCUAACCAGUGAGACCGGGACUAAACUAGCCAGCCUUAUCGUAUCAAGUGUGGCGACACUGAGCACCUCUACCGUUGGGAGGUCCAGUGGUAAUGUGGUGUCCAACACCAUGACUAUUGCUGAACUGGACUCCACUAGCUCCACCGGAGCCCACACCCAGACCACCACUAGCUCCACCGGAGCCCACACCCAGACCACCACUAGCUCCACCAGAGCCCACACCCAGACCACCACUAGCUCCUCCGGAACCCACACCCAGACCACCGCGCAAUUCCCUAGCUCCUCAGGAACCCUCACCCAGCCCACCACAAGCUCCACCGGAACCCACACCACCGCGCAAUUCACUAGCUCCUCAGGAACCCACACCCAGACCACCGCGCAAUUCACUAGCUCCUCAGGAACCCUCACCCAGACCACCACUAGCUCCACCGGAACGCCUCACUCCACUGCAGUCACACCGGUGGGUGGGCGACAUACUCCAAUCCUUACAACCCCAUGGUCAAGGUCGUCCUCUCCAUCCCAGCAACCUUCCACAUCCAGCCCAGUGGGUUCAGGAAGCAGUUUUGCUAUCACCACAACCCGUGCACAGGGAGGAAUGGUGUUAACAACCAUGGCUGAGACUACAACCACGACGGCCACUACCACAAGUCCUCCCAAGAGCUUUAUGUUUGUCAUGUCCAAAAGAAAUGAAGAGAAUCAUGAGAAGAAGGACCUGGAGGCGCUGUGUCGACACCUGAUGUCUCAAAUGCACGACGCUAACUGUACUCUGGCUGCGAGAGAGAACAACGGACAAACCACCGUUGACAGUGUGGUAAUUACCGGCAAAGUGGACAACGCUGUCGUCCAGCAAUACUAUGAGGAAAUCACCAGAAAACAAAGUGACAACAUGACCCUGAUUGCCAUUUUGGCGUCCUGCGGAGCUCUGCUGGCCAUGAUUGUAGGCUUCGCCCUUUACGCCGCAUACCACCGCAAGUCCUAUCGGAAGAACCACCAACACCACCUGACAGAGGAGAUGCAGACGGUGGAGAAUGGUUACCACGACAACCCCACGUUGGAGGUGAUGGAGGUGCAGCCGGAGAUGCAGGAGAAGAAGGUGGCCCUGAAUGGAGAGUUCAACGACAGCUGGAUUGUCCCCAUCGACAACCUGCUCAAAGAAGACAUGCCAGAUGAGGAGGACACUCACCUGUAGAGGGGGACCGGAACAGACAGGGGUGCUACUAUAUUCCCUCGACCAACUGACUCUCCCUUCCCUGCACUGUUACAAGGGCCCUGUUUAGUAGAGGGUUCUAGCUCCAAACGUUGCAGGUAGAAAUGUAUUCUAUAUAGAAUGUAUACAACCUUAAAUAAUGGGAUUUGAGAAAUCGCACAAUUGUGACAGUUCUAUGCAAUACAUUUCUAUCCGCAACACUUUUAAUGUUCCUCCCCACUGAACCAGACCCAAGGCAACAACACACAGACACCACCUGACAAAUCUGGAGAAAAUAACACCCAGAGGAUGACAGGUUCUGGAAACCCAUCCAGCCUAAACGGGUGUCUGAGUCCCAUCGCUGUGGCCAUGGAAAAGUAACAGGCCAUUUGGAGAAUACUACACCAAUUAACAUUGUGCCUAGUUUUAGGAGAUAUUCAAUAAAUAUUUGGGAAAUGUAACUCUCAAACAUACACAAUCCCAUUUUAAGCGCCAUUGAGUGUUUAAGGUACUUGAUGUACCGCUACAUAGUUAUUGAUUUAAUUGGGAAAACCAAACACUCAAACCACUAAUAUUUCAGGGUGGAGUGUAUGAACUAAAAUCUGCAUGUUCUUUAUGCUGUAAUCAAUGUAAUCCACAAAAGUGCAUUGAAUUGUAUACUUGAGCACCUGUACAUAGUAUUUUCUUAUAUUUUCAGAGAAAAUGGAAGCUGAAACUUUGUCAUACUGUAACACUACUUGCCUUUAUGGUUAAAUCUCAAUAGUAUUGAUUAAGAAAAUGACCUCGGGAUAAAGUGAAAUAAUCAUCCUGGUGAAUGAAUUAAACUACUAGUGAAUCUCAGCUCUGACGACCUGGCAGUGGCUGCUGUAUAGAAGCCAUAUACUGGUGAAACAACGGGGUCCCUGGAGACGCUGCUGGGACAGGAGCUUCUACAGAUAAAGGGGAAAAACACUGUAAAUAGUCAUUUGAAAGUUCUAAAGAAUCUUACCUAGGGCCGGUUUCCUGGACAUAGAUAAAGCCUAGCCUUGGAUUUUAGAGCCCUUUCAACUAGGCUUUUUAGUCUAGGACUGGGGUUACUCUAUCAGGGAGGCUGGACCAUAAAGAUACAGUUAAAGUCGGAAGUUUACAUACACUUAGGUUGGAGUCAUUAAAACUCAUUUUUCAACCACUUCACAAAUAUCUUGUUAACAAACUAGAGUUUUGUCAAGUCGGUUAGGACAUCUACUUUGUGCAUGACACAAGUCAUUUUUCCAACAAUUGUUUAGACAGAUAAUUUCACUGUAUCACAAUUCCAGUGGGUCAGAAGUUAACAUACACUAAGUUGACUGUGCCUUUAAACAGCAUAGAAAAUUCCAGAAUUGUGUCAUGGCUUUAGAAGCUUCUGAUAGGCUAAUUGACAUCAUUGGAGUCAAUUGAAGGUAUACCUUGGAUGUAUUUCAUAGCCUACCGAGAAACUCAGUGCCUCUUUGCUUGACAUCAUGGGGGAAAUCAAAAGAAAUCAGCCACAAGUCUGGUUCAUCCUUGGGAGCAAUUUCCAAAUGCCUGAAGGUACCACAUUCAUCUGUACAAACAAUAGUACACAAGUAUAAACACCAUGGGGCCACGCAGCCAUCAUACCACUCAGGAAGGAGACGCGUUGUCUCCUAGAGAUGAACGUACUUUGGUGUGAAAAUUAUCUAUAUCUACAGUAAAACGAGUCCAAUAUCAACAUAACCUGAAAGGCCACUCAGCAAGGAAGAAGCCACUGCUCCAAAACCACCAUAAAAAAAGCCAGACUACAGUUUGCAACUGCACAUGGGGACAAAGAUCGUACUUUUUGGAGAAAUGUCCUCUGGUCUGAUGAAACAAAAAUAGAACUGUUUGGUCAUAAUGACCAUCGUUAUGUCUGGAGGAAAAAGAGGCUUGCAAGCCAAAGAACACCAUCCCAACCGUGAAGCACGGGGGUGGCAGCAUCAUGUUGUGGGGGUGCUUUGCUGCAGGAGGGUCUGGUGCACUUCACAAAAUAGAUGGCAUCACGAGGGAAAAUGUUGUGGAUAUAUUGAUGCAACAUCUCAAGACAUCAGUAUGGAAGUUAAAGCUUGGUCGUAAAUGGAUCUUCCAAAUGGACAAUGACCCCAAGCAUACUUCCAAAGUUGUGGCAAAAUGGCUUAAGGAGAACAAAGUCAAGGUACUGGUCAUCACAAAGCCCCGAUCUCAAUCCCAUAGAAAAUUUGUGGGCAGAACUGAAAAAAGCAUGUGCGAGCAAGGUCUACAUCCUGACUCAGUUACACCAGCUCUGUCAGGAGGAAUGGGCCAAAAUUCACCCAACUUAUUGUGGGAAGCCUGUGGAAGGCUACCCAAAACAUUUGACCCAAACCAAACAAUUUAAAGGCAAUGCUACCAAAUACUAAUUGAGUAUGUAAACUUCUGACCCACUGGGAAUGUGAUGAAAGAAAUAAAAGCUGGAAAUAAGUCACUCUCUACUAUUAUUGACAUUUCACAUUCUUAAAAUAAAGUGGUGAUCCUAACCGAGCUAAGGCAGAGCAUUUUUUACUAGGAUUGAAUGUCAGGAAUUGUGGAAAACUGAGUUUAACUGUAUUUGGCUAUGGUGUAUGUAAACUUCUGACUUCAACUGUACAUAUUUUGUUUGCUGAUGUUAACGUUGUGUGGUAAUUUGUUAAACACCAGGGAUGACUUGUUACAUAGGCCUCUGCACAUUUUCAUUUUUGUUUGUUACCAUUUUUUGUCAAAUCAACUGAAUAGAAAUGUAUUUAAAUAUCCAUUAAGUGAUUCUGGCAAAACAUAUUCAAAUUCAUGUAGAAUUUACAUGGACACAAUAAUUCCCAAUUAUAUUUAAGCUGUAAAAUCAACCAACACCAAAACAAUCCACCACUUAUUCUACACAUUCCUAUGUACUGUUUGUCAUUAGUUAUUGUGUACAGUCACUCACUCGUAUUAGAUUUCUUAAACUUUUACACCAAAGUAUUUAGCAGUUAUUGUAUAUAUUUAUGGUUUGUUUGCUGAUGAAGCCAAACAGGGGUCUGACACACUGGAAGCUGCACCUCAUCUAUCAUGACCAGGGCAGCCAUGUUCUUAUACCAAUAAAGAUUUGCCAAUAAAAACACACUUAUUUCAAA